Drosophila ficusphila is the source of this 315-nucleotide messenger RNA. RefSeq names its product metallothionein-4. Bases 107 to 241 code for a protein of 44 amino acids. Gene Ontology annotation, molecular function: metal ion binding. The transcript is spliced from 2 exons. NCBI's taxonomy places the organism in Eukaryota, Metazoa, Arthropoda, Insecta, Diptera, Drosophilidae. The record is from RefSeq and is a predicted model, not a curated record.
UAUAAGAAGGCUGCGCCUCUCAGCUGCAAACAUCAAACAGUGUUGCUAGCAGCAAAGUCAGUUGAGUGUAUUUCAACAAAUCUAAACAAAAAGUAAACAAAACAACAUGGGUUGCAAGGCUUGCGGAACAAACUGCCAGUGCUCGGCCACCAAGUGCGGCGACAACUGCGCCUGCAGUCAGCAGUGUCAGUGCUCCUGCAAGAAUGGACCCAAGGACCAGUGCUGCUCCACCAAGAACUGAAUACGAAACCUCCCCUAAAGCUCCUCCGGCAUUGUGAUGAAUAACACUUCAAAAUAAAUACGCAAACAACUCAA